ACAAGCGGUUGGCCUCGUGGUACUAUCCGCGAUCGCGUUUUCACACAGUGUGCUCGAAACGAUGAAUGAAAAUGUACCGUCGCCCCUACUUUUAGUGCCGCAAGGGUUGAACUUCAACGCGACCCGUUCGCACACACCCGAUGACCUCGUGUUUACGCGUGAAUUUCAAAUCCAAAGUCGUCGGUUUCACCUUCGCCUUUUAUAUCGUUCGUAGGUACAUCGUGGUUCGCGGCCAAACAGAACUAACAAAGUCUAAAGGUCUACUUUUCGGCUCGAGUAUUCGUUCUUCGUCGUUCUAAUCGAAGAGGAUGACCGUGCGGUUGACCGACGUCGAAGCGAACGACAAACGUCGGCGGGAAGGUCAGUUUCCGGUUGAAACGCGGUAAAAGUGUUUGCGGGAUGUUCAUCUCGGCAAGGUGGCCUUCGAACAGUGUUUUUAUCGGUGUUUGGAUCUCGGUAUCGUUUCUGUGGCGUUGUAGAGCCGACGACUUUGACGUGCACGUUCCUCUGCAGUGCCUAACGCGGUGUUUAUCGUCGAGAGGUAAUUUGCAUGGGUGGGUGGUGAUCGAUGAACUUUGAUCCAACUAUACUAGUACCGAUAUUGGAUACUCGAGUUUUACUCCUUAUAUAUCCUUAUAGUACGGCGGCUACUCGGAACUAGGCUGCGAAUCAGAGGCAAGCGGCAUUAGGAUAAAACCUUGUUCCAGCCAUCGUUUAACUCGACAAGUUGUCACGACCUGUGUAACGCGAAUUCUAAUGUUGUACAGUGGACCGCUUGUGAUCGUCGUGAAAUUAAACGUCAAACUCGACGAGAAAAUGACGCUUCGUUAAGGAAACGGAGACGUUCGAACGGAACAUAUUGCAACGAAGAACGCUGGAAAACACUUUGGUCAAUGAUGGACUGGAUUCAACGAUCGUGGUCGAUCGGCACGAGUACACAGCCAUUGAGCAGGAUCCUCUGUCGUACUGGUAAUCGUAUAAAAACACCCGCUGCCCAAAGAAGAUCUCACUCGAGGGACCAGAAGGUACGUCUACUAUCCAUCGAGGAGUAUCCAGAAUAACGAAAUCGAUAUCGACGCUCUUAAACGCUCCAUGGCAAACACGAGCGUUGUACGCUUAACCAACGGGAGAGAAAGAAAGCCGACAAGAUUCACGUAGCGUUGAUCGAUUCUAUACUGUGUCUAUGUAUCCAUCGGCCUAAGAUCGAAGUAGAAUCGACGGUAGCAGAUGAAAAAGCAGAAGCAGAAGCAGAAACAGAAACGGAAGCAAAGGCAAAAGCAACCGAACGACGCAGCAGCUCGACGGAAUACACGGUAUCUUUGUCCUAAAUCGACAGAUUAUAGGCUAUUGCGAUAGGGUAUCCGUAAGUCUAAAUUCGGAUAAGAGGCGAGAGCAUGGUCCGCGUGGACAAGCGGCAUUCUCCACGGCCAUGACCGAGUGAAGUAGCCGGGGAUCGUCAGACACGUGGUCCACCAUGUUGAACGUAAUGGCAGCGGUGACGACAAGUCUACCUAGCCGAGUAGAUCCGACACCGACAUCUUCCAGCAAUACCAGCGCUGCUGCAUCGAGCACCGCGCCGAAUAACGUGACGUCAGUUCCUGUGGAGAAUCCAACGGUUGAAAAUCUACCCGAGAACGUGAACGUGUUCGUAGUUGUGAUCAAGGGUAUCAUUAUGGGCAGCAUCAUCACGACGGCAGUGUUAGGUAACGCUUUGGUGAUCGCCAGCGUGAGAAGGCACAGAAGAUUGCGCGUCGUAACGAACUGUUACGUGGUGAGCUUGGCAGCGGCUGAUCUCUUGGUGGCCAUGUGCGCGAUGACGUUUAACGCCUCGGCUGAAUUGUCCGGAGGCAAAUGGUUGUUCGGUCGGUUCAUGUGCGACGUGUGGAACUCGUUGGACGUUUACUUCUCCACGGCCUCGAUACUUCACCUCUGCUGCAUCAGCGUGGAUAGAUAUUACGCUAUUGUCAGCCCGCUCGAGUAUACAGUGAUCAUGAGACAAGGGACGGUGGGAUGUAUGCUGGGCAGUGCAUGGAUUUUACCGGCUUUGAUCAGCUUCAUACCGAUCUUCAUGGGUUGGUACACCACUCAGGAACAUUUGGAUUAUAUGGUGAGAAACCCGCAGGUCUGCUCGUUCGUGGUGAACCGGCCGUACGCUGUGAUCAGCUCGUGCGUCUCCUUCUGGAUCCCUGGCUUGGUGAUGAUAGUGAUGUACUGUAAGAUCUACAAGGAGGCGGUCAGACAGAGAAAGGCGCUCAGCAGAACGUCCAGCAACAUCGUGCUAAACAGCGUGCAUCAUCACAGGUCCUCGACCAGACAACACCAUCAUCAGCAGAUGCUGCUUCAAGCGGCGGCCGAAACCGGUACUUCGAUACGACAGCAAACGAAGAGCUGGAGAGCCGAGCAUAAAGCUGCGAGAACGCUUGGAAUAAUAAUGGGAGCGUUCCUCCUUUGCUGGCUGCCAUUUUUCCUUUGGUAUCUAACGACGACUCUAUGCGGCGAGGCCUGCUACUGUCCAGACACGGUGGUAUCCGUCCUCUUCUGGAUAGGUUACUUCAACAGCGCCCUGAACCCGCUUAUUUAUGCGUAUUUCAACCGCGACUUUCGCGAAGCCUUCAAGGACACGCUGAUGAGUGCUCUGCCGUGUUGUGCGAGCUGCUGGAAAACCCCGUCAGAGUUCGUCUAGCGAAAGAAACCCCCGUGAACAGUCGCGUCGAGCAAGCUGUGUUUUUUGCCAUCCACAAAAGAAAUCGGUAUCGAUUCAUUCGUCGAGCGAUCGUCCAACUUGCCGCGAUAGGAAACGUCACAAUAAUGGACCUCGUUGUCUGUCGAUAAUGUAAACAAUCUAAUCUACUGACUGGAUUAAUUCGAGUGUGAUCGAAGGAAUAGCGAAAGACGACGGUACUACGAUAAAGAAUAAUAUAUAUGUAUAAUAUUACUUGAAAUUCAUAAAGAUAUCGCUCUUUGGAAUAUGAAGUGAAAAAACUAUCUGACUGGAAACUUUUGUACAUCUAUUAAAAAAAAAAAAAAAAAGAAAAAAAAAGUGAAAAAAAAUAGUUGAGAAAUGAUUCGAUAAAUGAUUCGGUGAAUCAUAUUGUGUGGAUUAUUUUGUAGAAUUAUUAAAGAAAAUGAGAAAACGAUCAAGGGAUGAUUCUGCGAUGCAAUUUAUAAAAUACAAUAAAUAAUUCAUAAAAUAUAAAGCUUAAACUCUAAUUAAAGGAUACGUCUAUUAUGAGGAAUAUUCCUCCGAAUAUCAUCAACAAGAAGCAAUAGCUUGCACAACAGUUGUCUUAAUGAAUAAAUUUGUUACUUAAAAUUAUCUUUCUUUCAUUGUUAGUAGACUCAAAGGAUAGUAACCUCGGAGUAGGACGAAAAAUGAAAUUCUGAUAGUUUCUCUUACGAAUUCGUGCACGUGUACAUCGACUAAUUAGAAGAUGAAGAAGAACAUUAAUUUAGAUUUUUAGUUUAUUAAAUUAUAAGUUUAAUUAGAAGAAGAAACAAAAUUUAAAAGAGAAAGAAAUGUCAGUCUAAAUAAUUUCCCACCGUGUGUAUAAUUUCUUGUUUUCUGUGAUUUUUUACCGCAGAAGAAUACAUAUAAUUAAAAGAAAAAAGAAAACAACGUAAAGAGUGUUUCCUUUUCGCAAAAAACAAGAUAUUAACCAAAAGUUCAUUACCGGUGAAAUUAAUGAUCGAUCGAUUGAUUUAUUUCUUUAAUUGGCCCGUCGCGACAGAGAACUUGAUUCAUAUCUUAAUUAAAGGCAAGCGGUCUCCUGCAAAAAUAAAACUUUUUGAUUAAUA
Molecule: messenger RNA, 3795 nt
Organism: Bombus pyrosoma
Lineage: Eukaryota; Metazoa; Arthropoda; Insecta; Hymenoptera; Apidae
Product: octopamine receptor beta-3R-like
Exons: 6
Coding region: 1475-2683 (402 amino acids)
Biological process (GO): adenylate cyclase-activating adrenergic receptor signaling pathway
Cellular component (GO): membrane
Molecular function (GO): octopamine receptor activity
Source: RefSeq, a predicted model, not a curated record